This is a messenger RNA of Mesocestoides corti, 321 nucleotides long. NCBI's taxonomy places the organism in Eukaryota, Metazoa, Platyhelminthes, Cestoda, Cyclophyllidea, Mesocestoididae. The record is from the annotation of a GenBank genome assembly.
AUGCCGUUUCCCGCGCCUCUUGACACCACUCCUGAUAUGCUUAUUUCCGGUUUAACCAAUUACGUCCUACUCUACAACGUCCUUGACUAUCCGGCUGGAGUUCUUCCUGUGGCCAAGGUGAGUGCGGCAGACGUCAAAGCGUCAAAAGACGCAGAGGAGGAGUAUCGUCGAAAGGGAGAUUGGUUGAACGCGAAAAUAUCGAGUCAGCAGGAGGGUACACAGGGACUGCCGAUUGGGUUGCAGGUUGUGGGCAAGCCGUUGUGUGAGGAGAUCGUACUGAGAGUGAUGCGUGAAAUUGAGCGAGGUGUUUCAGAUGCGUGA